This is a messenger RNA of Plasmodium fragile, 3699 nucleotides long. RefSeq lists its product as uncharacterized. Gene Ontology annotation, molecular function: GTP binding; U3 snoRNA binding; GTPase activity. Gene Ontology annotation, biological process: maturation of SSU-rRNA from tricistronic rRNA transcript (SSU-rRNA, 5.8S rRNA, LSU-rRNA); endonucleolytic cleavage of tricistronic rRNA transcript (SSU-rRNA, 5.8S rRNA, LSU-rRNA); ribosome biogenesis. NCBI's taxonomy places the organism in Eukaryota, Apicomplexa, Aconoidasida, Haemosporida, Plasmodiidae. Gene Ontology annotation, cellular component: 90S preribosome; nucleus. The transcript has a single exon. Bases 1 to 3699 code for a protein of 1232 amino acids. The record is from RefSeq and is a predicted model, not a curated record.
AUGGACGACAAGCGCAAGCAUCACAAGAAAAAAAAGGUGGGGAAAAAGGCCAAGAAGAAAAAAAUAAGCAAGGGAGCAAAUCGAGGCGGCAAGAACAAUGAAGUGAAGAAAUUUCAUAAGGCCUUCGCCUUCAGUGGAGGCAUCCGGAGUGCGCACCGCAGAAAGCAGCACCAAUUCGAGUUAGAAGAAAAAAAAUUAAGAGCCCCACAGAAUUUUAAAGAGUGCAGCAAGAGUAGCCCACUCAUAGUAGCUAUACAAGGUCCCAAGGGGGUGGGUAAAACCACUCUUUUAAAAAGCCUCAUUAAGCACUACGUUGGAGUUUCCAUGAAUGAAGUGAAAGGACCUGUAUCAAUUAUCACCAAGGCGUUGAAGAGGUACACCUUCGUAGAAGUAAGCGAUGACAUUCUAAGCAUGAUUGAUGUCGCUAAAAUUGCAGACCUGUGUCUGCUUGUUAUAGAUGGGAGCUAUGGACUUGAAUUGGAGACCCUUGAAUUUGUGAGCAUUUUAAAAACCCAUGGGUUACCUAAAGUCAUAGGGGUGGUUACUCACCUGGACAAAUUUAAGGACAGCAAAAGUAUACGGAAGAGAAAAAAAAAAUUGAGUAAAAGAUUUACAGAAGAGAUGGCGGAGGGUGCAAGAAUAUUUUUCUUCAGUGGAAUUCAAAAUGGCAAAUAUAAUAAAACGGAGGUUCGUAACUUUUGUAAAUUCGUUUCUUCUAUUAAGAGACCACACAUCUCGUGGAGGGAACAGCACGGUUAUAUUUUGGGGCUGCGCUUAGAUGUGGAUGAGGAUGCAGUGGGAGAGGUUGCAGUGGGAGAUGUUGCAGCCGAAGAAGACAAGCGAAUUGACUCCUUCUUCUCCAAUUGUGAUGAGAAAGUGUGUGUUCACGUGGAAGGGUUCGUGUAUGGGUCCAAAAUUUUUAAAAGUCAAGUUAUGCACAUUCCUAAUAUUGGCGAUGUGGAAAUACGGGAUAUUCAAAUCCUUCAAGAUCCUUUCCUCACAGAUGAACAGAAGAAGAAUGCAAAUGUGUAUGCCCCCAUGGCUGAUGUGGGUAACGUGGCCUUCGAUUUUGAUAAUAUGUUUAUACAUAUACCUAAAAGCAAGGUGAACUUCACUCCGGGGGAGGCCCUCCUUGUCGGUGAUCAAGGGAAUAAUGGGGAACAAAGCGGGGGAGAACAGAGUGAUGGGGGGAGUGACGAACGAAGUGAUGGAGGAAGUAGUGAGGGAAGUGCCCGUGGGGGGGAGGAUCCCUCUGCCAAGCGGGACGACGAGAGGUACAUGACGGAAGGCAUACGCAUGAUUCGGGCUCUGCAGACGUCCAAGUACGCGCUCUGCAAUAAUGCGGGCGCGGAGGACGAGCCGUUGCUGUUUGACAGCCAGAAGGAGGGCCAAAAGGAGGGCCAGCGGAGGAAGGCCCCCUCCAACGUUUACGUGAGCGAACGACAAAAGAAGAAGAAGCAGGCAGACAAGUACGUCAACGAGAAGGUUAAGGAGUACACGGAACUGGAGCCGAUUUUGUUUGGCAAGAGGGACGCGGAGGACGACUACCACUAUGCGCAUGAGGUGACCGUUUCGGCCAGCGGGGAGGAAGACGACGCAGAUGGUGAUGAUGGUGAUGAGGUGGACGAAGAAGAUGAUGAAGAGGAGGAUGAAGAAGACGAGGAGGGGGAAGAAGAAGAGGACGCAGCAGAAGAAGAGGAGGAGGAAGACGACGAGGAGGAGGAGGACGAAGACAACGAGGAGGAUGAUGAUGGGCAAGAUGAGGAAGAGCAGGAUGACGAUGGGGAGGGUAAUAUCAAUGGCGAAGAUGACGAGGAGGAGGAAGACGAUGGGGAGGGUAAUAUCAAUGGCGAAGAUGACGAGGAGGAGGACGACCUGUCCGCUAACGACGGGGAGCCCCAGGUGGCGCAGCAGCUCGCGUUCGACAAUAAGGCCAGACUGGACGCGUUCAUUUAUGACGCGCGCUACAUCCACAGGAAGAACAACCACCUGUACUUCAAGGGGGACAUCCUGGUGGUGAUGCGGCGAGAGAAGAAGAGGUUGCAUGGGGAACAAGACUUCCAUAGUCUCCUGAGUACAGAGGCGGUGAAGGAAGAGAAGACACAGCAAUUGUACAGUUACAUGCAUGAGACGAACUACUUCCUAGACGAGGUGGACUCCUUCAAGUGGAUGAGAGACGAGGUGUUCGUCUUUAACAACUUAACUGUGUCGCUGGGUGACGUCGCGGACGAGGCCCUGGCGGACCACUUCUUCUCGCGAUAUGGGAGCCUCUACGAGGGGUGUUUUGGUCCGACCGACGGUACAGGGAGUGGUGAAGAGGAGGGGAUGGUCAGUGAGGAUGAGGAAAAGGAGCCGGGCGAUAACUCCGUUAAGAAGCAUGACAGGAUGGGUGACAGGAUGGAUGACGCUGGGGAUGAGGGCGACACGGGGAUGAUGGACGAAGGGGAGGGGAAGGCCUCGCUCAAAAAGGCAAAAGCAGAAAGGGAACAACAAAAGGAAAGGUACCAAGAGACGGAGGGAAUUGGUGUGUUAAACAAGAACACCUAUGGAUCUUGCGUCAACAUCGGGGAGUAUAUAAAAGUGGUGUUCAAAAUAGAAAAAAAAAAAUUAGCAGUGAUGAAAAAUGGCAUUAUAAUAUGUGGAGGGUUGCAGACAUAUGAAGAGAAGGAGUCCAUGAUUCAUUGUCGUGUAAAGAAGCAUCGGUGGUUUCCAAAAGUGUUAAGGUCAAACGACCCGUUGAUAAUCUCCAUAGGGUGGAGGAGGUACCAGAGCAUCCCCAUUUAUUCAAUCAACGAAAGAAAUAAUGUAAGAAUAAGAUUUUUAAAAUACACAACGGAGCACAUGCAUUGUAAUUGUACCUUUUAUGGACCAGUGGCAGGAGCCAACAAUGGUAUUUUGGCCAUCUGCAACUACAACAAAGUACCUUACUACCGCGUCUGCUUAAAUGGAGUGACGUUAGAAACAAACACAAAUGUUAAAAUAAUGAAAAAGUUGAAGCUGAUUGGAGAACCAUAUAAAAUAUUUAAGAAUACGGCAUUUGUAAAAAAUAUGUUUAAUUCAGAUUUGGAAGUAAGCAAAUUUAUUAAUUGUCCUGUGGUGACUCCAAGUGGGAUUAAAGGAUUAAUAAAAAGUAAAGUGGCUGAAAAUGGAAAUUGCAGAUGUACCUUCGCCGAUAAAAUUCGUAUCAGUGAUAUUGUAAUUUUGAAAUUGUAUGUAAAUGUAAAAAUAAAAAAAUUCUUUACUUAUGACGUGGAAAAUAAACUAAGGUCCAUAAAUGAGUUAAGGUACAUUUACAACAUAUACGUUAACCACAAGAGCAACUACAGGAGUGUCCCCUUUCGUCAUUUUUACCAUUCUAAAAUACAUAUAAAUCCCAAGCUGCUAAAAGAACUGCCUUACAAAUCGAAGCCCAAGUUGUUCAGCAAAAUGAGCAAUGAGGAAGAGUUAAAGAAAAAAAAAGAAAUGAAAGAAGAUCAAAUUAAUUUCCGGGCAUUGGAAAAUCCAAAAUUAGCUUCUCGAUGGUACCAAAUGCUACACACCAUUAAAAAAAAUAUUGUGGACAAGAAAAAGGAAAAGGCAAAAUUGUCUUACCAUAACAAGUUAAAGAAGACCCUCAUGGUGGAGGAGGCUAAGCACAAGGUCGUCAAGCAGCGGAAGAAAAUGUCCUACCGCAAGGGCAAGGGCCGCGUGCACCCUUGA